Molecule: messenger RNA, 6201 nt
Organism: Uranotaenia lowii
Lineage: Eukaryota; Metazoa; Arthropoda; Insecta; Diptera; Culicidae
Product: ubiquitin carboxyl-terminal hydrolase 7-like
Exons: 4
Coding region: 1149-4460 (1103 amino acids)
Biological process (GO): protein deubiquitination; regulation of protein stability
Cellular component (GO): cytosol; nucleus
Molecular function (GO): cysteine-type deubiquitinase activity; protein binding; cysteine-type endopeptidase activity
Source: RefSeq, a predicted model, not a curated record
CGCGGCCGUGCAGAAAAAGAUUGUCACCGGAUCGACGACGAAAUUGCGACCGAUCAUGAAGGGACAAGGUCCAUCAUAAUCAUCGUGGUCCGUGGUACGUAAAGUUUGUGUAAAAUAUCCUCAUCGGCUCGGUUCCUCUCUUGGAUGUAAAGCAGCAGCGAAGAAGCAAGCACAAAAGGAUUCCAAAACACAAGGACAGCGAGAAAGUUUUUGAAGCAGAAAGACACCAGCUCGUUUUCAUCCCAGUGACAAAUCAUCCAAGCUGGCUGCCAGCAGUGGCAAGAAGGAAGAAAAAAAAGUGAAUGAGUGACGCACCGAAAAACCAAUCGAAUUUGUGAAAUUGGAAAAUUGCUAUUUUUACCGGAGGGAAGAACACUUAACUCUGGACUACAAGGACCAGGCAAUUGAUUGGCUUUGUUGGAACAGCUAACAGGAUCAGGACCGAAUCGAUUUGUGCGUUUGUGUUCCGAGUUAAUUUUUCAUCGCCUUGUUCCGUUUGAGCGGAAACAAGUUGGCUGGCUUGUCAUGGACAUUGCAUAAUAAGUUGUGCUGCAAAAUUUUGGAACCUUUAUAGGAUUUAUUUUCUGGAAAAAAGCGCGGAGGAAAUCGAGCGAAAGUGCUGCAUUCCGGAGGAUUUCGGAAUUUUCAUCUCGUGUUAGCUGAAUGCAUUUGGAUAAGGCGCGGAAGAAGUAGCGCUCGCGGAAGGGUGCAGGACCCGAUUGCUGGUGUCCGCUGAAAGGAAGCGGUAACUGGUGGCGCUUCGAUUGGGAACCGGAAGUUGGGGAAAUUUCCGGUCCAGGAUUCAAUCGGAUUUCGGUCGUCUCUGUUUUCUGGAGGGACAAAAGGAACGUCACACACUGUUAUAGCUAAAGUGAAGUGAAGCGAGGAGCAGGAGAAGAGCAGGCUUCCAUUUUGCUCGUCGAGGCAUUUUGACAGCUCUCUUUCUCGAUAUUCCGUGUGUGUGGUUUUUCGGGCGAAGAACGUCAAAAGAUUUGUGCAAACUAUCGUGAGAGGCCUUGAAGAAAAGAAGCUGCCAAACGGACCUGUGUGACCCGUCGGAAAAGUGUCCAUUUUCCUUGGCGAAGCGGAUUAAAAUCGCCGACGAGCUGGGAUUUCUUCCGUCACCGGACCCGGGCUUAAACCCCGCUAUGGAUUUCGACAAGAACGUAGAGGCCAUGGAUACGCAAGACGAUAACGAGAUGGAUCCCCCAAACGUUCAAAAUUUGGCCCCAGCCCGGGUCAACAAUCCUACAAACGGCGGAGGAGGAGCUGGCGCUGGUUCGGAACAGAUGAGCAUGGACGAUCAAGACAAUCUGGAUGACGAAGUUCGAUCGGAAGCAACGUUUAGCUUCAAGGUGGAAAAUCUUAGCAAAUUGACCGAUUCGGUCCUAUCACCGGCAUACUAUGUACGCAAUCUGCCCUGGAAGAUCAUGGCAAUGAAACGUUCCAACGAGUCCAAUUCGCCUCCCAGCAAAGGGUUGGGCUUUUUCCUGCAAUGCAACGGGGAAAGUGACAGUACCAAUUGGAGCUGUGCGGCCUCGGCCGAUCUCAGACUGCUCUCGGUAAUCCCGAGCCGUGAGCCAUUUGUACGCAAAAUUCGUCACACUUUCUGCCGAGCAGAGAACGAUUGGGGAUUUUCGUUCUUCAUGAACUGGCAAGAUAUCCUGAAUGCAGACAACGGAUACAUCCAGAACGACACCAUCACUUUGGAAGUGCAUGUCAUUGCGGAACCACCGCGUGGUAUAUUCUGGGACUCGAAAAAACACACCGGCUACGUGGGUCUCAAAAACCAGGGAGCAACCUGUUACAUGAACUCGUUGCUCCAGACACUUUAUUUCACCAAUCAGCUGCGUAAAGCCGUCUACAAAAUGCCAACCGAAGCUGAUGACGAUUGCAAAUCGGUAGCCUUAGCCCUCCAGCGAGUCUUUCACGACCUGCAAACCCAGAGCAAACCCGUUGGAACCAAGAAGCUCACCAAGAGCUUCGGCUGGGAUGCUCUCGAUUCGUUCAUGCAGCACGACGUUCAGGAAUUCCUCCGGGUCCUGCUCGACAAGUUAGAAAACAAAAUGAAGGGAACAUCCCUGGAAGGAACCAUCCCGAAGCUGUUCGAAGGCAAAAUGAUCUCCUACAUCAAAUGCCAAAACGUGGACUACACCAGUCGCCGAACCGAAACCUUCUACGAUAUUCAGCUCAAUAUCAAAGGCAAAAAGAACAUCAAUGAAUCGUUUAAAGACUACAUAGCGACCGAAAUUCUCGAUGACGACAACAAAUACGACGCGGGCGAGCACGGCCUCCAGAAAGCAGAAAAAGGCAUCGUUUUCAGCAAAUUUCCUCCGGUGCUGCAUCUGCACCUGAUGCGGUUCCAGUACGACCCGAUCACCGACAGUUCGGUAAAAUUCAACGAUAGGUUCGAGUUCGACGAAAAGAUUCACCUGGACCAGUUCCUGGAGAAGCCCGAGGACACCCCGGCCACCUACAUCCUGCACGCCGUUCUGGUCCACUCCGGGGACAACCACGGGGGCCACUAUGUGGUGUACAUCAAUCCGAAGAACGACGGCAAGUGGUGCAAGUUCGACGACGACGUCGUUUCCCGCUGCAACCGCACCGAAGCCAUCGAGCAGAACUACGGCGGCCAGGAUAACGACCUGAGCAUCCGGCACAGCAGCAACGCGUACAUGUUGGUGUACGUGCGGGAAUCCGUCAUCCACGAGGUGCUGGAAGAGGUAAAGAGCACCGAUAUCUCCGAGGAGCUGCAGGAGCGUCUGGAUGAGCAGCGGCGCAUCCAGCAGUGCCGCCGAACGGAACGAACCGACGCCAACAACUACAUGAACAUCAACGUGCUGCUGGAGGACUAUCUGGAGAUCUACCAGAAGUCGGACCUGUUCGAUCCGGCCACUGCCACCUACCGGAGCUUCAAGGUGCGCAAAAGCAUUACGAUCGCCGAGCUGGCCACCCUGUUCUCGAAGACGUUCAACGUGGAACCGGAUAAGAUGCGGAUGUGGACGGUGCUGAAGGAUGGCAUGAGGAUACACAAGUUUCAGCUCAUCGAUCAGACCUCGAACGAAAGCUGCAGCAAGCACGGCUAUCCGGACCCGAAGAAUCCGUGGAUCAUCUUUCUAGAGCUGGCCUCCCCAGAAACCGGACAGCUGCAGCCGAUGGAGCAGAACGAUUUGCUGAUAUUCUUCAAAUCGUACGAUCCCGUUGAGAAGCGGUUGAAUUACUGUGGCCACGGGUUUUUCAAAUCGUACAAAUAUCUGUCCAACGAAGCAUUUCACAAGGAGUGCAUCAGAAGGGCGCACUUUGAACCGGAUACGGAAAUUCAGUUGAACGAGGUCACAGAUAUUAAUAAGGCGGUUAAGAUGCCUGAAUAUUUUGUGAUCGAUUCGGGUCUGACUAUGCCGUACAAUGGGUCCAUUAUUAUCAUUGAAAAGGUAAACCCGGGAGUGGAAAACUUGGAGUUCCCGAAACUGGACGACUACCUGAAAGAUUUGUACUGCCGGAUCGAGGUGGUAUUUGUAGAUACGCUGAAUCCAAAUGAUACCGGGUUCAUACUGGAUCUUUCGUCGGAGUCCAACUACGACCAGAUCGCAAAGGCUUGUGGUAGGAGGAUCAAUUGUAAUCCCUACGAGAUACAGUUUUUCAAAUGCAAGAACCACACCGAUAUUCCCGGACCACCGCUGCCCUAUACCUUCAACGGUUCCCUGAAAGAUAUUUUGUGUUACUCAAAGGCUAAACCGGUCCGAAAGUUGUUCUACCAAAAGUUGUCCAUCAGUAUAAAUGAGCUGGAGAAUAAGAAACAGUUCCGCUGUUUGUAUCUGAUGCCGAACCUGAAGGAGGAAAAGGAGCUCAUACUUUACCCAAGUAAGAACGGGACUGUGAUGAAUCUGUUGGCGGAGGCGGCCAAGGUGAUCGAAUUCAGCGAAAAUAGUACCAAGAUGCUGAGAAUAUCGGAGCUGUCGAAGAAUAGGCUAGCCCCUGGACCUUCGGAGGACACUCCUCUAGACCAGUUGCACGACUAUACGGAGAACACCUUCGUGCAACGAACGGCCAUCAGUAAUCAGAAAAUGUACCGCAUCGAGGAAAUAGCCGAAGACGAAGCAAAUUUAUCAGAAAACGAAAUGCUCGUGCCAGUGCUGCAUUUCACUAAGGACAUUGGUAGCAUUUUCGGUAUUCCCUUCUUCAUCCGGACGGUGCAUCACGAAACCUUCGGCACCCUGAAGGAACGCAUCAAGAAGAAGUUGAACGUCUCAGACAAGGAAUGGGAGAAGUACAAGCUAGCCAUUAUCACCGAGCAUAUUGACUAUAUCGACGACGAGAUGAUCAAAAUUAACCUGGACAUGUUCCGAGCGGAUCCAACUGACCCGAGCUCCCGAACCUAUCUCGGAUUGGAGCACAUAAACAAGAACACCAAGCGAAGCAGGUUCAACUAUAUGGAAAAGGCGAUCAAAAUCUACAAUUAAGAGUUUACUCUCAUACCCUUGUUUAUGUUUCCUUCAAAAACCCCAGGCAUCGUCCCUCUUCCCGGCAAUAAAAGAAACAAAAUAUUUGCUUGAGUGUAGCGUUGAGCUCUUGCUUGCCCACCAACAACAACAGCACCGUCAUAUUGCUUCCCCAAGAUAAAACAAACGCUUAACCGAAAUAAAAGAUAUACACACACUCACAUAGAAGAAAUCACAACAGCAUAUUCGCCACAGCCACACGUGCUAAGUAAAAAAAAAAAGAAAAGGCAAACAAUUUACUAUUAAUUUUAUUCAACUAUUUAAUUUGACUCCAAAACUUCAGGUAAAAAGUUUUGAGGUUGGUUCACCCCUCAGAUUUCUCAUUGUGUGGUGUUGUAGGAACGUUCCAAAACAGACAAAAAAACGCAAAAACUGAGAAGGAAACAUGUUCUAUGAUGGUCUAAAGUCUAAAGUCACACGCAGAUUGAAAGCUGUUAUUAUUUUUUUAUUAACAUGUUUUUAUAUCAACCAAGUUUAAGAUGAAAUAGGCUUAAAAAAUAAUUGAGGAAUUUAAACAAAACAAAAAAACUAGAAUGUACUAAUUAUUAUUAGCUAUCGACAAAGACGUCUAAUGUACGUACACCUCCCGAAUCCGGUUACAUUGGUUGUUCAUCAUCAUUCUUCACUUCAAAAUUAGUGUCCACCACAAAGAUAGAUUAUUCUAGGUAGGGUAGUGCUCCCCCCGCGGCUGCUCACUCACUCACUGACGACCAACCCUCAUGAUGACGCUUGUUUUCAGUUGGUAAUUUAUUUACGUUUGUUUUUGAGUCCUUAUUUUUCGAGGUACCCUGUCUACGACCUCUUGAGAAUGCAUUCUUUUUAAGUUUGUGGGUCCCAUGACGCCUUCAGUUUAUCUCUCCGUGAUCCAGUUUUUGUCCAAUUUAAAUCAGUUUAUCAUGUGAUACACAGAAAAAAGUUUUGUCCUUUAUUCAACCGAACGCCUACACAGCUCACUCGAUGUGAAGUCAAAAUUAAUAAAAAAAAAACGAGAACUGAUGAAACAGUGACAGUAUAUCGUUUAUUUGUAUUUAAAAUGAUUAUAAAAAAUACAUCAAUUAAAAUAACAGAUUGAAAACAGAGCAAAAAAGGACGGGAGAGAAAGUAAAUACAGUUAAAAAUAUAAGACUAUUAAGAACUCUAAAUCUACGCUGCAACAGCCGAAAACGAAAAUCUAACAAAAUGAAGUUAUCUAGAGACAAAACGCCGCCGCAACUCAUUGAAGAUCGCGACCGAGACCGACUGUAAAAAGAAGAAAAGAAUGCCUGCAAGUCAGCGAAUAAACUAUAAAAUAGAUGAGGAUAAAAAAAGAGAGAGGACAAAGGAAAAAAACACUAGUUUGAAGGAUAAUGGAAUAGGUUCUAUCUAAUCUGUCUGGGGCAUCGUUUCUCUGUUCCUCGCGUCCGUCCACCCACCACCCACACAUGAUGGGGUGACUUACCUGGCUGAAAAAUUGAUAUGGGGACCCCAAAAUGAGAGGGGUAGUCAAACUACCUCGAGGUGGAAAAGCUGGAAAAGCCGAACGGGGCGGCGCUCCUAGGAAAAUGUGAAAAAAGUACACGGAAGCAGGAAACGAGAGCGAUCAAAAUAAGCAAAAAAAAAAACUAAAAUGGAAAAACACAUGGAUGGAGCUGAUUAUUGUAAUAAAACAGUAAAAUUAUAAAGUCCUAAAAAAACAAUAAAACAAAUUGUUGAAAAAAUAAGA